Molecule: messenger RNA, 3678 nt
Organism: Quercus robur (English oak)
Lineage: Eukaryota; Viridiplantae; Streptophyta; Magnoliopsida; Fagales; Fagaceae
Exons: 3
Coding region: 1-3678 (1225 amino acids)
Molecular function (GO): nucleic acid binding; RNA-DNA hybrid ribonuclease activity
Source: RefSeq, a predicted model, not a curated record
AUGAGUCUCUUAGUUUGGAACUGUCAUGGGCUUGGGAACCCACGCACAGUGAGAGAGCUUGGAGAUUACAUUCGGGCAAAAGAUCCUGCUGUUGUGUUUUUAGCCGAGACAUGGACAGACGAUGCAAGGCUAGAUGAAGUGUUACGAAAUUUUAGUUUUAGAAAUAAAUGGUCAGUUCCUAGUGGCCAAAGAGGUGGUGGUUUGGUUUUGUUGUGGAAGGAAGAUAUUCAAGUCUCAGUGGAAGAUUCCUCAAAGUAUUGUAUUGAUGCAAUUGUUGAGAAAAACACUCCUCAAGAAUGGCGGUUCACGGGUUUCUAUGGCGAACCAGUGACACAUAGAAGGCAUGAGGCAUGGACAAAGCUACGAACCCUAAAUAAUAAGCCGCACAUUCCUUGGUUGUGUGCAGGGGACUUCAAUGAAAUUACAAGACAGGAAGAAAAGAGAGGAGGUGUAUGUCGUGAAAAUAGUCAAAUGCUAGCUUUCCGGGAUGUUAUCGAUGAGUGCAGUUUUAUGGAUUUGGGUUUCAUAGGCCCAAAUUUCACUUGGGCAAAGCACUUCAAUGAUGGACAUUCGAUUUGGGAGAGACUAGACCGUGGAUUAGCAACCAAUCCGUGGUUCUUGCGGUUUCCAGGCACAAAAGUUCAUCAUUUACCCUGUCUUUCCUCGGAUCACUGCCCAUUGUUUAUCAACCCUUCAGGAAUUGAAAUUCCAUCCUAUAAAAAACCUUUUAGGUUUGAGGAGAUGUGGCUAGCUGAUAGUAGGUGUGGGGAGGUGGUUGAAGCAGCAUGGAGGUCAUGUGUAUCAUUAGAUCCUAAUAAGGAAAUCCUUGGAAAAAUAGAAAAAUGUGGCAAAGACUUGUCAUGGUGGAAUUACAAUGUAUUUGGGAAUGUGAGGAGGGAGCUAAAAAAGAAGAGGGAUAUGCUAGUUGAAGAGGAAGCAGUGGCUUUGAGAACUGGAAGCAAUGUACGGAUCAAAGAGUUGCAAAGAGAGAUAAAUGAGUUGUUGGAUCGAGAAACAAGGAUGUGGAAUCAAUGCUCUCGAAUUCUUUGGCUAAAAAAUGGAGAUGGAAAUACUAAAUUUUUCCAUAGUCGAGCCUCUCACCGGUAUAGGAAAAAUGUGAUAUUGGGGUUGAAUGAUAGCCAUGGAGUUUGGAAGGAAGGACCGAAUGAAGUAGCUGGUAUCCUCAUUCACUACUACAGUGACUUGUUCACUACCUCAAAUCCGCCCACUCAACAUGAAGCUCUAAGCCACAUUCCUCAAGUGAUCACUGAUGAUAUGAAUAGUGAAUUGACUAGUACAUUUGAGGAAUGGGAAGUACUCCAAGCAUUGAAACAAAUGGCACCUAUGAAGGCACUAGGACCUGAUGGAAUGCCCCCCUUGUUUUUCCAGCAUUUUUGGCCUAUGAUAGAAGGUGAUGUUACUCACUCGGUACUAUCCUGGUUAAACUCAGGUACUAUCCCACAUCCACUGAAUCAUACUUUUAUUACUCUAAUCCCAAAAAAGAAAAACCCAAGCUUAGUGUCAGAUUAUCGCCCUAUUAGCUUAUGCAAUGUGCUUUACAAAAUUUUUGCAAAAGUCCUUGCCAAUAGACUAAAAAAAUUCCUCAAUUCAGUUAUAAAUGAAAACCAAUCUGCUUUUGCCAAAGGCCGCCUCAUAUCAGAUAAUAUCCUUAUUGCCUUCGAAACUUUACAUUGCAUGAAAAAUCAUAAUUCAAGUGCAUCGGGUUUUAUGGCUUUGAAGCUAGACAUGAGUAAAGCCUAUGAUAGGGUUGAGUGGGUGUUCUUAGAAAAUGUGAUGAGGAAAAUGGGAUUUUCAGAAAGGGCCAAUUCCGAAGAAUGCAGUAAAGUUUUGGAGUUGCUAUCAACAUAUGAAGAAGUCUCUGGCCAAAAAUUAAACAGGGAGAAAACAGCUUUAUUCUUCAGCAAAGCAGUUACAGAAGCAAGCCGUCAAAUCAUCAAAGGCAUUCUGGGAGUCCGGGAAAUCCAUCACUAUGAAAAAUAUUUGGGGCUGCCAUCUUUGACUGGAAGGGGAAAAAAAGCAAGCUUUAAUUAUAUCAAGGAGAGAGUGUGGAGGAAGCUGCAAGGAUGGGAAGGAAAACUCCUUUCCCAAGCCGGAAGGGAGGUGCUUAUUAAGGCGGUCAUCCAAGCCAUACCUACGUAUGCAAUGGGUUGCUUCAAAUUACCUUUGGGGUUGUGCAAUGAAAUUGAGGUGAUGGUUAGGAAGUUUUGGUGGGGACAACGAGGGGAGAAGAGAAAGGUUCAUUGGCUAAAAUGGGAUGAGAUGAAAAAAGCCAAAAAGGAAGGGGGUUUUCAAACCUCGUUUCUUUCCAAAUUGUACAAUCAUGGAGGCACCAGAAUCAAAAGGGGUGCAUGUUGGAGAAUAGGCGAUGGGCAGAAAGUGAAGGUGUGGCAUCAUGUUUGGCUACCAUCUAAACCACCGGCGAGAAUUUUAUCACCCGUUCUUGAAGGUUGGGAGGAAGCCACAGUCGACAAACUCAUCAAGGAAGAUUCAAGGACUUGGGAUGAUGAUGUGAUUGAUGGCCUUUUUGCUCCGAGGGAAGCUGCCAUCAUUAAAUCAAUCCCGCUCUCAAGAUUCCCCAUUGAAGAUAAGCUGUUUUGGCCAUGGACUCAAACAGGGAAGUAUAACUGCAAAUCUGGUUACAGAUUUUUAAAGCAUGAAGAUGAUGUUUCAGGGGCAACGGAAGCACUGGCAGAGGACAGAAUUUUCUGGCGUAGCAUUUGGGAUUUGCGACUCCCAAACAAGAUUAAAAAUUUUCUGUGGAGAGCAAGCCGUGAGGCAGUCCCAACAAAAGCAAAUUUGCAGCGACGACACAUUCUGGAGAAUGGCAGGUGCGAGCGUUGUAUGAUGGAGGAUGAAACCACGUUACAUGCAUUGUGGUCUUGCACUAAGAACAGGUCUGCCUGGACAUCAUCAGAGUGGAACGGCUACAACAACAUAAGCCCAGUCAACUUUAAGGAGCUAUUAUCAUGGAUACUUCAAAACAGUGGUAAUCCGGAGCUCUUUGCAAUGGUGACGUGGAGCUUAUGGAAUCAACAGAAUCAAAUUCGGCUCAACAAGCCUUGCUGCCCAUCGGACCUGAUUGAAGCCCAGGCGAAGGAAAAACUGGAGGAAUUCAUGGCUACAAUCCCAGCUAAACCAGCGCCCUUACCUCGACAGAGAGUGAAGUGGAAACCACCUGAUGCCGGAAGCUUCAAAAUAAAUUUCGACGGCGCAAUUUUCAAGCAGGAAAAUAUGAGCGGGAUUGGGGUGGUUAUUCGUGAUCACACAGGGGCUGUUAUGGCCUCUCUUGCUCAAACUGUUGCACCUGCUAUGCAGCCUAUUGAGAUUGAAGCAGUAGCUGCUGCUCGGGCACUGGAGUUUGGUGAGGAAAUAGGCAUAACAGAGGCUGUCCUUGAAGGUGAUUCAGAGCAGCUUAUAAACUCAUUCAAAGGUGGACACUCAAUUGCUUCAGUGGAGCCUUUACUUCAUGAUGCCACGGUUUUCUCUAGUCAUUAUGCAAAAUUGCUAUACUCUCAUUGUAGAAGAGAUGGCAAUAGAUUAGCACAUAGUCUAGCAAGAUAUUCUAUUAAUGUCUCAAGCUAUGUAGUUUGGAUGGAGGGAGUUCCCGAUCCAUUAUUCAAUAUUGUUCAACAAGAUGUAGCCAAUUUGGCAAGAUAA